Messenger RNA from Haemonchus placei, 645 nucleotides. The record is from the annotation of a GenBank genome assembly. NCBI's taxonomy places the organism in Eukaryota, Metazoa, Nematoda, Chromadorea, Rhabditida, Trichostrongylidae.
AUGAUGUUCUAUAUCAGUAUCACCACUAACCGAGCAUGCUUGUUCCAGUCAGUGUACGAAGCGGAUCUCGAGGCUCGACUACGUGAAGCAAUACGACAGCGGGACGAGCAGUGGAGGCGACACGAACGUGAACAAAUUACUUUCCUCCAGAACGAGACCGCGGCCAUGCUGCGAGGUCUUCAUAAAGAAAUCGACAGACUCGGAUACGAGCUGAAAGAUGCAAAGCGCCAACUGUACGUACCAGAUGAUUCACCAUGUGAUCACUCGGAAAUGGAGGAAAUUCGUGAAAAGGAAGAACGUGCUAGCAGUAUUGAUAGCAAGGUCUCACAGACAGUCGAAAAGCUCCAAGAGCAGAUUGAAAUUCAGGCAGACCGUAUUCGGCAACUCAGCAACGAACUGAAUGAACGUAAUCAGACUCUAGCCGUUUUGAGCAGCCAGUUACGAACAUACCGGCUUCGAGACGCCAUGGCUACAGCUCAGCAACGUCGUCGAGCGAGUACCAGUCCAAUAGUAUCACCUUCGUCACCACAUCGAAUCUUCCCUCCCAAAGGUCUCGCGUCUGCCUCGGUCACCGUAUCUUAUCCGGGCGACCGAGUUUUGAGACGGAAAUCGACAUCGAACGUUGGCAUGAACAAAACGAAUUGA